UGGAAGCCACGCCACGGAGCACGCCUACCUGAGGUGCGUCGCGGGUCGCUUGCUCGACGAACUCGCGCCGGGACGUCCGUGCCUCGAUGUAGAGGUCAGCACCGUGUUCGCGCGAGAGCUGCUCGCGACGAACGUGCUUCGCGCAGUCGUUGACCUUCUUGAGGAUCCCGACUUUCUCUGCGAGGCGAUCAGCCUCAUAGUCUCCGACACCGAGGAGGAGGCCGGUGAGGAGGCAGCACCGCCCCAUGCCCCGUGCGGGCGUGACCCUCCCACGAUCACGGAAAGCGACGCGCGAGAGCCGUCGGAUGUUCCCGCGUUUAUGUCGCGUCGCAGCUCGCCAGGGGGCGCCGGGGAGGGCGUUGCGGGAACAGAAGAACGUUUACUGACGUGUACGAGGAACGCACAAAUACAAACAUUACAAGACAACGAUGUGGUGACGGGGGUCGAGGCUCGCGAGGUGGAGAAGAGCGAUGGCGCCCCCUGCUCCUACGUCGUUGGUGAUGACGGCGGCGGCGGCGGCGGCGGCGGCGGCGGCGGCGGCGGUGUUGCCAGAGCAACCGGCGACACCGACGUAAUUUUGUCACAACCAUCGCACCUCGCUCCCGACAACGGCAACAGUGCAACAGAGCGGUACGGCGAAAGCGGAAACUUGUCUCGGGGCGUGGCGCCAUCUAGCAGCCGCGGCAUCGUCGACCCACCCGGCGGCAAUGCGUCUGAGGGCGGAAGGCGGCGUGGGGCAACGGCAGACCACCCAGUGCGUGCCGCAGCCUAUCUCGCUCCACACCCGGCCGGCUUCCAUAUACAUACUGUCAAGAUGAGCAGCCGUGUGAAGAGCCAUGCACUACCAUCGCAAGGUCACGGACAUCCCGCCGCCGCUGCGAACCGAAAGGUGGUGGCGCCACCGACGCCGCGCGACCGAGAUUCAGUCGAGACGGGAUUGGACAUCGCAGCGAUGCUCUUCUCAUCCGCCGAAGUGAAAGUGAUUCCGGCGCCCCCUGGCGGACGGCACGAUGGGAGGCCCGGCGUUGCAGGGUUGAGUAGGAGUCUGUCGCCACAGCGACUGAGCGAUGCGGCGGCACGGGAGAGGCAUAGGUCCACGGCUUCGGUGCUCGCCGCUGCGGGGGGAGCGAUUAGUAGAGCAGGCGAGCAAGCCGUGUCGACGUCACCCCCGCAUCUCUCAUCUCUGUCGCCCGACCAGCAGCAUGGUGCAUUCAUGCAGUGUUCCGAUCGAGGCACGUCGAAGGAGUCGACCGUCGCCGGCAGCGACUACGGUCGCCGUGACAACGUCACAGGCAACAACGACGACGAGGCACCGUUUGUCGCGGCACGUCGCAGCAUGAGCUUUCCCACGAUGGACACGCUGAUGUCUGCGGUGACAGCGGGGGCGCCACCGCGGCGCGACGCUGCGGGUAGGCCGGUUUCUUGCAUUUCGCCAGGGGAAGACUACUGGUUCAAGAACGUGAGAAUCGACGAGACGGAGACGGUGGGGGAAGCCGUAUCGUACCAGCUGCAGAAGCCGUACGUUGUCUACUGCAUCAAGUAUGACUUGUGCAUACCUAGUCCUACAGCUGUUGGGGGUAGUGAAGUGUGCUACAGGGCCGCUGUGCGACGGAGAUUCCGAGAGUUUGUAAAUCUGCAGUCGAGACUCGACAAGCAUCCCGAGUAUCGGAAAUACGUGAAAGGACUUCGUGGACCUAAAAGAUGGGUGAAUAUACCGUUCUCAAAUCUAGGCUGGGAGUCGGUCGAACUACGGAGAUACUACCUGGAAGAAUAUCUAAAGGAGCUGUGUGUGAGGCCAGUCAUCUGUAUAAGCUCUGAGCUGAGAGAGUUCCUGGCAUGCGGCACGGACGCAAGCCUAGCCUACGUCAACGACGUCCCCGAAUAUGUGCCCAGGAUUGACAAAAUGCUGGUGCGUACAAUGACAGAUAUGAUAGACGUUCUGAGAGAAGCACUGCCGGAUCUCCCCGGUCAGGACAGUGGCGCCACCACGCAGGUUGGUCGCAGUGACAAGACGAGUGCCGCAUCUCAGUACGAUCCUCAUACUCUCAAGCUGCAGUACCACGUCGCCACGGAAACCACAGACGGCAACAGCAGCAAGGAUGUGAUGCAGUACAAGCUACGCGGCAGCAUGAUAGAUUUCCUGUGCGCUAACAUUCGGUCAUGUUCCGAUGAUGAGAACUUCACAGUUGCGACUCUUGACAUGAACGAACACCGACAACGAUAUGCCGUCAAAGGGCCAGCGUUGGAUGAUGAGAUACCACUGAUCUCAUCGUUUCUAGACUUGGGAGCACUAGCCCUCGCACGCUACAAUCACUGGCUGUGUCAGACAGGAGUCGUUCGCUUGUUGUAUCGCUGCUUUGGCCGACUACUGGAGAGGUGGCUGCACUUAGAGAUAGGGAUCCUAACUUCGAAGGAGCGCUGUGCAUACACUAUUCACCUGUUACUUGAUGCAAUCUGGCCAGGUGGUAAACUAUCUAAUGGACAGCGGCCAAUAAAAACAGAAGAACAGCUGUUGGCAACUAAACAGAAGACUGUAGAGGAUCUUAUUAAUUUCUUUCCGGACCUUCUUCCCGUAUUAGUGGGAAAAAGCACAUUCCAUGAAGUGAUAGAGAUGGCUGUGGAGUCUCUACAGCACAGGAUGCUGAACAGACAUCUGAUCUACUAUGCAAUGGACGUGCUGACCGAUGCUCUGACCAAUGGCUGACCGACGGUGCUUCGAUAAACAUAGAGGUGGGGUUACAUUAUUGAUUCCAUGUUAAAAGGUCAUUGAGGGGUGGGGAAGUCAAAGGCCAACAAGUUUGAAAGUAAAUCUCCAGGUAGUGGUGAUAUCAGUAUAACUAUGUGAUUUAUAAACAGUUAUGAUGAUGUUGAUGGUAGUGAUGCUGUUAUUACUGCUGCUGAUGAUGAUGAUGAUGAUGAUGAUGAUGAUGAUGAUGAUGAUGAUGAUGAUGAUGAUGAUAAUGACGACGACGGCGAUGAUGACGAUGAUGGUGAUGCUGCUGGGAUUGCUCUAAACAGCUUCAUUAACGUGGAAACGACCCUGGACAAUGUCCAUACAGCUGUUGAUACGAGCUUGUGAUAUAGAUAGAAGAUGUACAUAUUCAUUCAAUUUUUUUUAAUUGUCUAAAGUUAAAUAUUUUAUCUCAGAUUUCUGAUUAAUUCAAGCCUGUUUUCUGUCUGAUCAAAUCUGCAGUAAACAAUAUACAUAUUAUUAACUACUGUUUAUAUCAAUAAUAGCAUUUAUUUUUCGACAAUCAUGUGUCAUCAGUUUCACGUUUUCUGUAUCUGUGCCAUCAACAAACCAACCUGAAAAAAGUGCUGAGCAGAAUAUUGUUAUUAUUACAGUCAAAUCGGUGAGAAUUGAUGAAACCUGUGGUCUGGGAUAACAUAAUAUCCAGCCCAGAACAGUUGGGCGAUUGUACCAUGUGGGACCAAAUGGGGCAUAGACAUAAUAAUAAUAUUGCUGAUAUUGGGUGACAAUACUGAUCUAAGCAAUGCAAUACACUCUGUGAUAAUAGGUACGUGUUAGUAUUACUGUACAGUAUUUCUUUCCUAUUUGUGUGAAAAGCGAUUACAAUCUGCAAUAUUAAAAUACACGUGUUCAUCAAUUCAACUUCCAAAAAUUAGCUGUCUAUGCAAAACAUAUCAUCGUCUUCGUCAUUAUCAUCAUUAUCACCGUCUUUGUUGUCACCACCAUCGUGAUCACGUUUGGUAUUGCAUACCCUGCUUAAUUUGCAUCAUCACAAUUGGCUUAAGUUAUAUGCGAGAUUUUCAUAAUUAAUUAUUUAUAUUAAAUUCGUGUACGCAGCAAACUUGGUGAUUACAUGUUAGAUUAUGGUGUGCUAUUUUGUAUAACUGUAAAUACACGGCUACUUCGGCCGGUUCCAAUAAUGAAGUGAUAGUAAAUAAAUACAAAUGACAUAUAUAUAUACAACCAAA
This is a messenger RNA of Priapulus caudatus, 3939 nucleotides long. RefSeq names its product sorting nexin-19-like. Gene Ontology annotation, cellular component: intracellular membrane-bounded organelle; early endosome membrane. The record is from RefSeq and is a predicted model, not a curated record. Gene Ontology annotation, molecular function: phosphatidylinositol binding. The coding region runs from base 320 to 2704 and encodes 794 amino acids. The transcript is spliced from 9 exons. NCBI's taxonomy places the organism in Eukaryota, Metazoa, Priapulida, Priapulimorpha, Priapulimorphida, Priapulidae.